Chlorocebus sabaeus (green monkey) is the source of this 2958-nucleotide messenger RNA. NCBI's taxonomy places the organism in Eukaryota, Metazoa, Chordata, Mammalia, Primates, Cercopithecidae. The record is from RefSeq and is a predicted model, not a curated record.
UGUGUGUCUGUGUGUGUGUCUGUGUGUGUGUGUGUGUGUUUGCAGCGCCCCUGGGUCUGUGUUUUUAUUGCACUUUCCUGCUGGUUUCCAGCUGCACCGCCAGUUCCGGGGAGGGUCCUGGGCCUGCGGCUGUCAGUCCCCACCUCCUUCAUAAAGUCCUGGCCUCAGGACAGUCCGCACAGCUGCCCAGCCUGGGGAGACAGGACAGACCUGUCCCACUCACUCUUUCCCCUACCGCUCCUGCCGGCAGCUCGAACCAUGGGAGGCCGCGUCUUUCUCGCAUUCUGUGUCUGGCUGAUUCUGCUGGGAGCUGAAACACAGGACUUCAGGGACUGUGCCCGGUGGUGCCCUGAGAACUCCUCGUGUGUCAACGCCACCGCCUGUCGCUGCAAUCCAGGGUUCAACUCUUCAUCUGAGAUCUUCACCUCCCCCACGGAGAUUUGUGACGACAUCAAUGAGUGUGCGCCACCGUCGGAAGUGUCUUGCGGAAAAUUCUCAGACUGCAGGAACAUAGAGGGGAGCUACGACUGCGUGUGCAACCCAGGGUAUGAGCUUGUUUCUGGGGCAAAAACAUUCAAGAAUGAGAGCGAGAACACGUGUCAAGACGUGGACGAAUGUCAGCGGAACCCAAGGCUCUGUAAAAGCUACGGCACCUGCGUCAACACCGCCGGCAGCUACACCUGCCAGUGUCUGCCUGGCUUCAAGUUCAAACCUGAGGACCCGAAGCUCUGCACAGAUGUGAAUGAAUGCACCUCCGGACAAAACCCAUGCCACAGCUCCACCCACUGCCUCAACAACGUGGGCAGCUAUCAGUGCCGCUGCCGCCUGGGCUGGCAACCGAUUCCGGGGUCCCCCAGUGGCCCAAACAAUACCGUCUGUGAAGAUGUGGACGAGUGCAGCUCCGGUCUGCAUCAGUGUGACAAUUCCACCAUCUGCUUUAACACCGUGGGUUCAUACACCUGCCGCUGCCGCCCAGGCUGGGAGCCCAAACACGGAAUCCCGAAUAACCUAAAGGACACUGUGUGUGAAGAGAUGAAUUUCCUCACCUGGACCCCGCCCCCUGGAGUCCACAGCCAGACGCUUUCCCAAUUCUUCAACAAAGUCCAGGACCUGGGCAGAGACUUCAAGACAAGCUCAGCCAAGGUCACCAUCCAGAGCAUCUUAAAGGGACUGGAUGAGCUGCUGGAGGCCCCCGGGGACCUGGAGACCCUGCCCCGCUUUCAGCAGCACUGUGUGGCCACGCACCUGCUGGAUGGCCUAGAGAAUGUCCUCAGAGGCCUGAGCAAGAACCUUCCCAUUGGGCUCUUGAACUUCAGUUAUCCUGCAGGCACAGAAUUUUCCCUGGAGGUGCAGAAGCAAGUAGACAGGAAUGUCACCUUGAGACAGAAUCAGGCAACGAUGCAGCUGGACUGGAAUCUGGCACAGAAAUCUGGUGACCCAGGCCCUUCUGUGGUGGGCCUUGUCUCCGUUCCAGGGAUGGGCAAGUUGCUGGCUGAGGCCCCCCUGGUCUCGGAGCCUGAGAAGCAGGUGGUUCUGAAUGAGACACACCAGGGCUUGCUCCCCAUCCUGCUCUCAGAUGUCAUCUCUGCCUUUCUGAGCAACAACGACACCCAAAACCUCAGCUCCCCAGUUACCUUCACCUUCUCCCACCGUUCGGUCAUACCAAGACGGAAAGUGUUCUGUGUCUUCUGGGAGCAUGGCCAGAAUGGAUGUGGUCAUUGGGCCACCACAGGCUGCAGCACGAUGGGCACCAGAGAUACCAGCACCAUCUGCCGUUGCACCCACCUGAGCAGCUUUGCCGUCCUCAUGGCCCCCUACGAUGUACAGGAGGAGGAUCCUGUGCUGACUGUCAUCACCUACAUGGGGCUGAGCCUCUCUCUGCUGUGCCUCCUCCUGGCGGCCCUCACCUUCCUCCUGUGCAAAGCCAUCCAGAACACCAGUACCUCGCUGCAUCUGCAGCUCUCGCUCUGCCUCCUCGUGGCCCACCUCCUCUUCCUCGUGGGGAUUGAUCGAACCGAACAUGAGGUGCUGUGCGCCAUCAUCGCCGGUGCCUUGCAUUAUCUCUACCUGGCCGCCUUCACCUGGAUGCUGCUGGAGGCCCUGUACCUCUUCCUCACUGCACGGAACCUGAUGGUGGUCAACUACUCGAGCAUCAACAGAUUCACGAAGAAGCUCAUGUUCCCUGUGGGCUAUGGAGUCCCAGCUGUGAUAGUGGCCAUUUCUGCAGCCUCCAGGCCUCACCUUUAUGGAACACCUUCCCGCUGCUGGCUCCAACCAGAAAAGGGAUUUAUAUGGGGCUUCCUUGGACCUGUCUGUGCCAUCUUCUCUGUGAAUUUAGCUCUCCUUCUGGUGACUCUCUGGAUUUUGAAAAAAAGACUCUCCUCCCUCAAUAAUGAAGUGUCCACCCUCCAGAACACAAGGAUGCUGGCAUUUAAAGCAACAGCUCAGCUGUUCAUUCUGGGCUGCACGUGGUGUCUGGGCAUCUUGCAGGUGGGUCCGGCUGCCCGGGUCAUGGCCUACCUCUUCACCAUCAUCAACAGCCUGCAGGGCGUCUUCAUCUUCCUGGUGUACUGCCUCCUCAGCCAGCAGGUCCGGGAGCAAUACAGGAAAUGGUCCAAAGGGUUCAGGAAAUUGAGAACUGAGUCUGAGAUGCACACACUCUCCAGCAGUGCGAAGGCUGACACCCCCAAACCCAGCACGCUCCACAUUUAAAGCGACAUUACACAAACGCUGGAGCUCAGAGGUCAAGACAUACAUUUGGAAACAGGUUAACUAGAAAAAUCUUCUGAAUAAGAUCUUCCCUCUUUGCUCGUGGAAAAUCUGAACAAUAGUUCAGCCAUCUAGAGGGGAAAGAAAAGACUUUGUUCUGUGUGUUUCAAGAAAUUCACCGUGUCAGCAAUAUGAAGGAUGUUAUGGAAGGUGUGCUUGGCAUUCAAUUCCUGCAGAAACCGGAAUUCU